AUUGGGAUCAUAGCUUUCACCUGGAUUCACCUUGUCAGUCUGUKACUCAGUGUAUAUACUGUCAUUAUAAAGAGAACAGUUGUCUAUAAUUUCCUCAAUGUGCAGUGCAUGCAUAGUAUGCAUAAUMUAGUGCACCAGGAUGUCAUGCUAACCACAUGAUCCAUCUGUCUACCCUUGUACUGCAGGUAAACAUGCGGAGGACAUCUUCGGAGAGCUGUUCAACGAGGCCAACACGUUCUACCUGAGAGCCAACUCCCUGCAGGACCGCAUCGACCGCCUGGCCGUCAAGGUCACCCAGCUGGACUCCACCGUGGAGGAAGUCUCUCUGCAGGACAUCAACAUGAAGAAGGCGUUUAAGAGCAGUACCGCCCAGGACCAGCAGGUGGUGUCCACGAGGAGCGUUCCCAUCCCUGUCAAGGAGAUGUACAACCUGAGUAACAAACCUCCACCUCUCAACAUCCUSUCCAAAUAUAGGGAUGACCACAAGGAGGGSCUGAAGUUCUACACUGACCCCUCCUACUUCUUCGACCUGUGGAGAGAGAAGAUGCUGCGGGACACAGAGGACAAGAGGAAGGAGAAGAGGAAGAACAAAGAGCAGAAGCGUUGUGUGGACGGGACGUUGCAGAGGGAGGUGAAGAAYGUGCGUAAGGCUCGGAACCGUCGUCAGGAGUGGAAUAUGUUGGCCCUGGAUAAGGAGCUGAGGCCUGACCACCACCACACACACUCGCUCCACCGGGGGGCCACCUGCGAGGGAUCACUCUCCCCUGAGAUGAGGGGUCUUGGGCCUGACCACCACCAACGCCACUACUCUCACUCAACCAAUCAUGCUGUCACGCCACACGUACCCGGCCCGCCUCCCAGUCUCCUGGCUGCUCAGCUGGCUGCUCAGGGAAACGCCACUCUGGACCAUGCCUACAGGGAUACAACCUGGGUCGCCCCCACAAUGCUCCGCCCCUCUCCCUCCCAUUGAGGACAUGAAUGAUCCAUACCCUACGACCUGUGGACUACAGUAUGGAGGGAUAUGGAAACGGCUCCCCUCCUCCUGCUCCUCUCAUGCCAUCUGCACAAUCUGCCUUUGCCACGCCCCCGGAGGCCACUUCCUCUUCCAGGUCUAAUGGAUCAGCUGUGUCUAUGCCCUCCCCACCGCCAAUUGCUGGGUCGCUGGUGGCUCCAACUCCCCAAUGCCUCCGCCCCUCCUCAGGCUCCUCCUACGCUACCACUCCAAGAUGUCCUCCGUGCAGCACAAUGCCCAGCCUGUUAAUGAUGCUCUAGUGA
Molecule: messenger RNA, 1275 nt
Organism: Salvelinus sp. IW2-2015
Lineage: Eukaryota; Metazoa; Chordata; Actinopteri; Salmoniformes; Salmonidae
Source: RefSeq, a predicted model, not a curated record